Molecule: messenger RNA, 1275 nt
Organism: Diceros bicornis minor
Lineage: Eukaryota; Metazoa; Chordata; Mammalia; Perissodactyla; Rhinocerotidae
Gene: GOSR1
Product: golgi SNAP receptor complex member 1
Exons: 9
Coding region: 73-825 (250 amino acids)
Biological process (GO): vesicle fusion; endoplasmic reticulum to Golgi vesicle-mediated transport
Cellular component (GO): Golgi medial cisterna; Golgi membrane; SNARE complex
Molecular function (GO): SNAP receptor activity
Source: RefSeq, a predicted model, not a curated record
GAAGGUUCAGAGGUGAUUCUGUGGCUCGCUGCGCCUCGGCUCUCCUAGCCAGACUGACGUUGGACAACAAAGAUGGCGGCAGGAACCAGCAAUUACUGGGAAGAUCUGAGGAAACAGGCUCGACAGCUGGAAAAUGAACUUGACCUGAAACUAGUUUCCUUCAGUAAACUAUGUACCAGUUAUAGUCACAGCAGUGCCCGAGAUGGAAGACGCGACAGGUAUAGCUCUGACACAACACCUCUUUUAAAUGGAUCAAGCCAAGACAGAAUGUUUGAAACAAUGGCAAUUGAGAUUGAACAGCUUUUGGCAAGGCUUACAGGAGUAAAUGAUAAAAUGGCAGAGUAUACCAACAGCGCGGGUGUCCCCUCCUUGAAUGCAGCACUGAUGCAUACGUUACAGCGACAUAGAGACAUAUUACAGGAUUAUACACAUGAAUUCCAUAAAACCAAAGCAAACUUUAUGGCAAUACGGGAAAGGGAGAAUCUCUUGGGAUCAGUACGAAAGGAUAUUGAGUCAUAUAAAAGUGGGUCUGGAGUAAACAACAGAAGAACUGAACUAUUUUUGAAAGAACAUGAUCAUCUUCGAAACUCAGAUCGUCUGAUAGAAGAGACAAUAAGCAUUGCUAUGGCAACAAAAGAAAAUAUGACUUCACAGAGAGGAAUGUUGAAGUCGAUUCAGAGCAAAAUGAACACUUUGGCCAAUCGUUUUCCUGCUGUGAACAGUCUGAUCCAGCGAAUCAACCUUAGGAAGCGGCGAGACUCACUCAUCCUCGGUGGUGUUAUUGGUGUCUGUACCAUCCUAUUACUGCUCUAUGCUUUCCAUUGAUGGGACGUCUCCGGGGACUUUUGACAACUACCAUUUUUAUGCCCUGAUCUGGAAUAAGGAAAAUUAGGAAAGAGAAAGACUGUCCUGAUAAUUAACCUGACCAGCAGGAUUAAUUCAAGACUGAUAGUGAUGGACUCUGUGACAUGGUCAGGUUGAGCUGAAGCCACAGUUUUUCUGUGCAAUCUUUUCUAACACACAUUUCCUUCUGUUUUUAGUUAAAAAAAUAAUAAUUCUUUUUCAGUUGCUUUUGUUUCCCCAGGAGGUAAGUAAACCAAUCAGAAACAGAGUUUCUGUGCUUCAGUGAUAGUGUUGAAGGCUGAUGGUAAGCCAGGUCUUAUAGCUGGACUCUUCAGAAAACCAGGUUUCUCUGUAUCCAAAGACGGCUUUCUCUUCAGCCACCAGAUUGGGUUGUGAAUAAAAAUAGUUCUUGUACUUUUAUUUUAUACUCAU